This is a messenger RNA of Ilex paraguariensis (yerba mate), 1589 nucleotides long. The record is from the annotation of a GenBank genome assembly. NCBI's taxonomy places the organism in Eukaryota, Viridiplantae, Streptophyta, Magnoliopsida, Aquifoliales, Aquifoliaceae.
CCCGACCUGAAUUGAACCCCAAUUCGUUUUCAUACCAGAUAAUAUUAUGCCUUGGUUGUGAGAGUGGUUGUGAGAGUGACCCAGAAUUGUAAUUGAGCACCAUCAAUUAUUACUUGCAAAACCCCUUGAAGCUUCUGCCAUUAAUGAUCAAUGGCUUCUUCUUCAUCUUCCAAGUAUUUAUAUCCACCGGAGGACUUCGAUGUCACAGACUUUGUCACCAUCAAGCUCUCUGACACAAACUACAAAACCUGGAAAGCCAUAAUGCUUCGCUUAAUUGGGACUCAAGGUCUGCUUGGGUUCAUCAAUGGCGAAAUAUCACCACCUCCUGCAGAGAGGAUUACAGUACCUGAUGGGAGCGAUGGCACAAGGGAGAAAGAGAAUAUGGAGUACAAGGAAUGGGAAAGAUCAGAUGGGCUGUUGAGAGGUUGGAUCUUAGCAACACUCAGCCAAGAUCUCUUACCUCAAGUGUCCAUGUUGAAAACUGCCCAAGAUGUGUGGUUGACACUAGCAAAAGCCUUAAAUCAGCCUGUCUUGGAUGAAACUAAAACCGGGGCAAACAGAGCGUGUAGCAAAAAUCUUGCCCAUUACCUGCCUCUGUACGAAGCUGCACUCCAAGGUGACUGGGAGACAGCCAGCACAAUUUUGGAACAAGAUCCAAAAGCUUUCAAGGCAAUAAUCACAGGAGCCUCAGAAAGGGCUUUGUUUGUGGCGAUUAGAUCACCGAGGAAAAACCAUUUUCUAACGAAGCUGGUGGAGCAUAUGUCAGCAACGGAUCUGGCUUUCGUUGACGAAGAUGGCUCAACAGCUCUUCAUAUAGCUGCAAUAGCUGGCAACAUCGAGGCAGCCAAGUUGCUAGUGAAUAAGAACUCCGACCUGCCUAAUAUUUUGGACAAUAGUAACUCACUACCUCUCCAUUCAGCUGCAGUUUGCGGCCAACGGGAGAUGUUUCUCUACUUAAUGACAGUUACCAAUGCAAACAUGGAGCCAAAACCAUUCGAGGAUGAAUCAGGUGUUAGACUACUUCGUGCCCUGAUAACUUACGGAUAUUAUGACCUGGCUUUCACUUUGGUUAAGUGCUGCCCCAAGUUGGCAUGUUGGGAUCCAUCCCCUUUGCAAUCAAUUACAGAAAGACAUUAUGAUUUCCAAAGUGGAGCACGCUUAAAACACUGGCAAAGAUUGAUCUACAAAUGUGUUCCUGCACAGUUGGAAAACCUUGCGGACCAACAUAGUGGAGGGGACAUAGAGAAUCCCUUCCAUGGCUUCAUUUUGGAAUUAAAGAAGGCAUAUAGGUAUGGAUCUCGCACUAUAUCUGUUGGACCCAAUCUUUGAUGCAAUUACGUAUUACUAAAUUUAGUUCUAAAAGCCACAUGCUUAAAGAAUACAUAUCAUACAAAUAAUCAUCAAGUCGGAGGGAUUGGAUUUAUGGAAAUCAAGUAAAGGCUGGUUGAUGGCAAUUUGACAUCAUUCAAAACACGAACACUCAAUACAUGUGACUUGUUGCCCAACAAAUAAGAAAGUAGAGAAUAUCAGAUAGUUUGUGUUGGAUUUGUGCAGCGAUUAAUCACCAUUGAUACCAUUUGUUGGGAGAU